CCCCACCCCUCCCAAGCCGUUCGGUCGCGAAGACGGUCCGUGGCCGCCGGGCGAGGCCGUGCCUCCCCCUUCCCGGCCGCCGUAGUCGAAUUCAAAAAAAACAAAAACAAAAAACGGUUACCCGGCAACGGGAAAUAACAACUGGAACCAUCUGCACCAGCUCUGAGAGAACGAAGAGGUACAACAGGCAGUUCCUUCCAAGGAGAUGUCGAUUCCAUUCUCCAACACCCACUACCGAAUUCCACAAGGAUUUGGGAAUCUUCUUGAAGGGCUGACACGCGAGAUUCUGAGGGAGCAACCAGAAAAUAUACCAGCUUUUGCAGCAGCGUAUUUUGAAAAUCUUCUAGAGAAACGAGAGAAAACCAACUUUGACCCAGCAGAAUGGGGGACUAAGGUAGAUGACCGCUUCUAUAACAACCAUGCAUUCAAGGAUCAUGAAUCACCUGAGAAUUGUGAGUCCGAAAAAGAAAAGUCUCACACACCUGUGAAAGAGGAUGAGACACCAGUCACAGCCUUAGAACCUUCUGAAGAAGAAAAAGCAAAAGAGGAGAACGCUGCUCUAAAAAUCCAAGCAGUCUUCCGGGCACACUUAGCCAGAGAGGAGGUGAAGAGAAUGAAAUCGGGUGAAGCUCAAGAGAAAAGAGAAGAAAAUAAAUGAGAAGACUGGUUUUACUCCCCCGCUCCCCAGAAAAAACAUGAAAAAAUCAUCCAGAUCCAUCAACCUCGUUGUGAUUAUUGGUUUUUUUUCUUAGUAAGGGAGAUUUGAUGUAGUGAAAUAACAUUUGUUGCUGUUGUGAAAAUCUGUCAUGAGCAUUUGUUUAAUAAACAUGCCAUUGAACACAUGCCUCUUAAA
Messenger RNA from Mirounga angustirostris (Northern elephant seal), 853 nucleotides. It is a transcript of the gene SPA17, whose product is annotated as sperm autoantigenic protein 17. Gene Ontology annotation, cellular component: membrane; sperm fibrous sheath; sperm principal piece. The coding region runs from base 206 to 658 and encodes 150 amino acids. Gene Ontology annotation, biological process: binding of sperm to zona pellucida. The transcript is spliced from 5 exons. Gene Ontology annotation, molecular function: calmodulin binding. NCBI's taxonomy places the organism in Eukaryota, Metazoa, Chordata, Mammalia, Carnivora, Phocidae. The record is from RefSeq and is a predicted model, not a curated record.